GCAUAACCUUGAGAGUGGUCAUUGCUCCAGCGGCUGCGACCCAUCGCCCGUAGCUGCUGCGUUAAGACGGUGCUGGGAAAUGUGAUGAGGAAGCUGGAGAGGAGUUCAGCGUCCCGGGUUCUGUAGCCUUCACCCAGCCAAGCGCUUGUCUCCCUUAAAAUUCCUUUUUUCACUCAAAGCACAGAUCAAUGCUGCGAAGCUCCUGUGCAGAUUGGCCUGAACCUGCACAGCCCAGGGGAGAGAAGUGGAGAACCGAUGUUGGCUCCAUGGGAAAAGCCUGCGGCGAGAGGGCUACACGGUGCAGGUGAACGUGAACGACUAUCUGGAUAUCUACUGUCCGCACUACAACAGCUCCGGGCCCGGCGGCGGGGCGGAGCAGUACGUGCUGUACAUGGUGAACCUGAGCGGCUACCGCACUUGCAACGCGAGCCAAGGCUCCAAGCGCUGGGAAUGCAACCGGCAGCACGCCUCGCACAGCCCCAUCAAGUUCUCCGAGAAGUUCCAGCGCUACAGCGCCUUCUCGCUGGGAUAUGAAUUCCACGCCGGCCAAGAAUACUACUAUAUCUCCACGCCCACUCACAACCUGCACUGGAAGUGUCUGAGGAUGAAGGUGUUCGUCUGCUGCGCCUCCACAUCGCACUCCGGGGAGAAGCCGGUCCCCACUCUCCCCCAGUUCACCAUGGGCCCCAAUGUGAAGAUCAACGUGUUGGAAGACUUUGAGGGCGAGAGUCCCCAGGUGCCCAAGCUUGAGAAGAGCAUCAGCGGGACCAGCCCCAAGCGGGAACACCUGCCUCUGGCCGUGGGCAUCGCCUUCUUCCUUAUGACACUCUUGGCCUCCUAGCCCUGCCCCUUCCUAUGGCAGAGAGAGGUGGGGGCGGGGCUGAAAAGGAGCAGGGAGUCGGCUGUGGGGCCUACAUCCUUCUCCCCAUGGUUGGGAGUGGGGUCUGCACUGUACAUCUAUCUAUCUGUGCCUGCCUCUUUGCCCACUCUCUCCAGGACAGGCACUGUAGCGGGUCAGUCACAGGGACAGCCGCAGGUCCCGGGCGGCCUGUGGCUUCGGUAAUGUUUGGUACCAAACCUGGGGGGCUUUAAAAGGCAGUGCUCUGGACUCCCUGCCCCCUGGUACCUUUCCCCGACCCUCGGUGCCCCUCCCUCUUUGUCCCCCAAGAGGCACAUAUGCCCCAGAGAGAACAAACGAAGCCUGGGAGGUGCCCCCUGUCACUCUCCUGGGGGGGGCGGGGCAGAACACGGGGAGGGGACUAGAUGGGUGAGGGGCGGAGCCUCAGGCUCCCUCUUCCCCUGUUUACAGCAAUAAGCAUGUCCUCCUCCUCCCACUCCCACACAGAGGACUGUGGUUUGGAUUGAAUCCAAGUUUACAAAUAGACACCCCUGGGGGGAGCAGGCAGUGGACAGGGGUGGGCAUUGGGGUGCCAGACAGGCAUGUACAGACACUAUAUCUCUAUAUAUAAUGUACAGACAGACAGAGUCCCUUCCCUUCCUUAACCUUGACCUUUCUUGACUCCUCCUUCCAGAUUCAGACCCCUCCCCACCAGGUUAGGCCCCCUCGGGACCCCCCUGGCCCCUCUUUUGUCUUCUGUGAAGACAGGACCUAUGCAACGCACAGACACUUUUGGAGACCGUAACAACAAUGCCCCGUCCCUUCCCGCUCUGAGCUGGGAACCAACUCCUAGGACCUCGCCCUGCCCGCCCUGUGGUCCCCACCCAUCCCGGGCCUUUUUCAAGUGCUUUGCUGUGACUUUCAUACUCUGCUCUUAGUCUAAAAAAAAUAAACUGGAGAUAAAAAUAA
Molecule: messenger RNA, 1807 nt
Organism: Peromyscus maniculatus bairdii (prairie deer mouse)
Lineage: Eukaryota; Metazoa; Chordata; Mammalia; Rodentia; Cricetidae
Gene: Efna3
Product: ephrin A3
Biological process (GO): ephrin receptor signaling pathway; axon guidance
Cellular component (GO): plasma membrane
Molecular function (GO): ephrin receptor binding
Source: RefSeq, a predicted model, not a curated record